GACCAAAAUUCAUUCAACACGUAACAAAACAAGCGGAAAUACCAAACAGAAAUAGGCCUACACACACGCCACACGCUCGAAAUCGAGAAACCAAAACAGAAAGUCUUCGAAAUGCACUCGCCGGAGCAACAAGCCAAGAAACCAAAAUUCUCAGCGAUGAGCCGAAAAAAACCGGACCCAGCGGCCGCAGAGGAUUCAAUACGGAAGCGAAUGUUCCGGCUAAAGUUCUCAACCACCGAAUCGGUGCCCGUUAACCUGCGGGAAUACGGCUUGAUGCAGACUUCGCGGCAAACGGAUACGCCGUAUCCGCGCAACGAGCAGCCCGUGGACCCGAGCCUGCUGAAGGCGCGUCUGGUGGAGAGCAAACAAAGCCCUGCCGGCAAGGGCCUGAAGGCGGUGGCCUCCAAUCAAUCGACUGGCAGUGGGGACCCGGACGGGCAGCAUCUGUCGCAAACGACGAGUGUGGAGGCGGCUCCAGGACCCAUACGGGACAGUGCCAGCCUGCUGCUGGGCACGCCCCACCCACGCAAGGGCCAGGCGCUCGAUCCCAAAACGCUCAUUCGCCAGCUGAGUGUCGCCAAGAUCAAACGUCUAUCGUUGGGUGCGCCUCGGAGUUCCUACGGACACUUGCCUGCCUGGCGCUCCUCCUUGGAUCGCGCACGGGCCCCCGACGUUGGGCACCAGGCCCAUCUCAGCACCACAAGUCCGCCCGUGAAGGGCGCCCUCACCAUUGGCACACCGCACCCCAGGAAGGGCUACGCCCUAAAUGCUCGAGAUCUGGCCAAGCAGCUGGAGGUCGCGGAGUCCACGGAGGCAGUGCCCGCCAAGAGUGCCGCCCAGAAGAGCCCGCGAAAAGAGAAGAGUCCGGGCAAACAGGUGGCCAUUUCGCUGAAGUUUGGCAACACCGCGGACAUCAGAUCCGCCUCCAUCCUCAGCGUUGGUUCAGGGCGCCACACCGCCUGCAGCUUCACCAGCGACACGAGCGUCCUGACGAUGGCCAGCAGCCAUGAGUCCGGCAUGGUGAAGAUGAGCUUCGAGGAGCGACGACGGCUCUUCUACCAGGCAGAGUUCACCAUUGCCAAGAACGGGCGAAAGAUGAGCGACAUCAUCAUGGCCGUGCCGCAGAAGCCAGUGGAGUACACGGACAAGCGCGAGUGGCAGGGCCACGACCAGGCGGCGAACACAGAGCUCGAGGAGUUUAUACGGUCGCAGGGACUGAUCAAGACGCAGCGCGAUCAGCUGACAAUCACAAGGAUGCCGCCCGCCGUGCCCUCGCGACGGCAGAGCGAAACGGACUCCCUGCGCAGCUAUCGUUCGCGCAGCAGCCGAAGGAACUCCAUGUACCAGCACAUGAAGCGCCAUCGCACACGCAGGAACAUCAAGUUUAGUGCAUCAGAGAAGGAAAAGAGAACGUAUUCAGAGUAGGAGGGGGAGAGAAGGGAGCGCAAAGAGUGGAGAGAGAGAGAGAGAGCGCUUUAGAGUGAGAGAAGAAACGAGGGGCGGCAAAGCUCUCACUUUUCCUUUCUUUUUGAGCAGCAAUCUUUUGCCAGCAGAUGGAAAACUAUUUGGAAUUAUUAUCCAUUGGAUUAAAACCCGAACUAA
Drosophila subobscura is the source of this 1602-nucleotide messenger RNA. RefSeq lists its product as uncharacterized. NCBI's taxonomy places the organism in Eukaryota, Metazoa, Arthropoda, Insecta, Diptera, Drosophilidae. The record is from RefSeq and is a predicted model, not a curated record. Bases 112 to 1425 code for a protein of 437 amino acids. The transcript has 2 exons.